Messenger RNA from Diospyros lotus (date-plum), 1970 nucleotides. Its product is annotated as HVA22-like protein h. The record is from RefSeq and is a predicted model, not a curated record. Lineage: Eukaryota; Viridiplantae; Streptophyta; Magnoliopsida; Ericales; Ebenaceae. The coding region runs from base 293 to 1729 and encodes 478 amino acids. Gene Ontology annotation, molecular function: zinc ion binding; nucleic acid binding. The transcript is spliced from 10 exons.
AUUUUCUCGGAACCUUUUAGAUUUUUAGAAAAUUAAAUGGAACUUCAUAGUUAAGUUUUUUAAAAUAUCUUUAAUUAAUUGUGUAAAAUACGCUAGUAGUCAAUUAUGCAGCAAAACAAAUGGAAGUAACUUGUCAUGAGUUAGCUUGUUUUGUUGGUUAAUUAAACUAACUGAGUUAUAAAAGAAUAAGAGAGAAGAGUGUGAGAAGGAAAUAAACUCUAUCGAGUUUAUUGUAGCUAAAACAAAGACCCUGAGAAAAGAGAGGGAGAGAGAGAGAUCGAUUGAAUUCUUUAUGGGUUUUCUCAUGGCUGCUCUGAUGUGCUUCAACCUUCUUGCCUGGCCUCUCUUUUCACUGGGGUUUCCUCUAUAUGCAUCAGUUAGGGCAAUCGAGACAAACUCCAUUCAAGAGAUGAGGGCUCUGGUGGCAUACUGGAUUCUCUUCUCUUUGAUUUCAAUCUUUGAGCUUGCUUUUGGGAAGCUCAUUCAAUGGCUGCCAUUCUGGCCUUACAUAAGGCUCAUAAGCAUCUGCUGGAUGGUGCUACCCCGGUUCAAUGGUGCUUGUUAUGUUUACGAGCAUUUGAUACACCAAUGGUUAUCUAUUAAUCCACAAGAACUUGUCAAACUAAUCGUUAGGCCCAAAAAGAGCACAUCCUUGGAUGCAGAGAGACUUCUAUCAAUGGCAGAGAAGUUUGUUAAGGAGAAUGGACGUGAAGCUUUGGAGAAACUCAUUGCGGGGAAGCCCGAGCAUAGGAAUCCAGACGGUGACAUGGAAGAGAUCAAGGCAGUAACAAAUACAGAGGAAAAAGGAACUGCUGCAGCAAUGCUGAAAGCGCCUAAUGCUGUAAAAGGCAAUGCCAAGGCGGUGGAGCUAACAGCAAAAAACUCUGAUGCUGCAACAGACCGAUCUCCACCAAAAGUGCCUAAUGUGGCUAAGGAGAAUGCCAAAGCAGUGGAACUAAAGGAGAAAGAUCUAGCUGCAACAGAAAGGUCUCAACCGAAAGGGCCUGAUGUGGCCAAGGAGAAUGCCAAAGCAGGGGAAGUAAUGAAGAAAGAUCUAGCUGCAAUAGAAAAGGAUCGUCCAAAAGAGCUCGAUAUGGCUAAGGAGAAUGCCAAAGCAGGGGAAGAAAAGGAGAAACAUCCAGUUGCAACGGAGAGGGUAACAACUGAUGUCACAUUUGGCAGUAUCCUUUAUCCAGUUGCUACAGAAAGGGUAACAACUGAUGUCACAUUUGGCAGUAUCCUUUAUCCAGUUGCAACAGAAAGGGUCAAGUAUGUUGAACCAAAUCUCGCUCAAACGGAGAAGAAAACAGUUGCUUCCAGGGAAAUCAAAGAGAAGACAACGCUGGCCGAGAAGCAAGUGAUGGAGGAACUGGCUUCUUCGGAGAAAGUUCAGAGAGAGUGGACCUGUGCUGUUUGUCAAUUUACAACCUCAUCUGAGCAGAACCUGAGCUCACAUCUUCGGGGGAUGAAGCACAAGGCCAAGUGCGAAGAGGUGGAAGCAAGCAAAAACAAGAGAGGUUCAUCUUCAACAUCUGGUUGGGAGCACAAAAAGGCAAAUUCCCGCGACAAUCCGAGCCCAAGUAAGCCUAAACAGAAUAUUCAUGAGCUAUGGUGUGGGAUUUGCAAUGUUAGCUGCACCAGCCAGAUAGAUUUGGAGUCGCAUCUGAGAGGGAGGAGGCACUUGCUCCAGUUUCAGGAAACUUUGGGCACUUGGGGCGGAUGGGAUUGAUAGGGUUAGGAAAGCAGUUUGAUUGAAUUGUAACUCUUUAACGUGGAGUUCUAAUGGUUGGGAUAGAAUGUUAAUUACGUCCUCAACAUGGAAAUGUUCACUUUUUUUUUGGUCUGUUCUGGUAAGCUUAUGAAACAUGGACAUGGCUGUUGCCUUUGAUAUUUGUCCCUAUUUUGGUUUUUUUUUUUGGGUGUAAUAAUUUAAAUUUUUUGUUAUUUUAAUUAUAUUUUUAAGUCAAUUU